Messenger RNA from Rana temporaria (common frog), 2392 nucleotides. It is a transcript of the gene FOXC1, whose product is annotated as forkhead box C1. NCBI's taxonomy places the organism in Eukaryota, Metazoa, Chordata, Amphibia, Anura, Ranidae. Bases 347 to 1804 code for a protein of 485 amino acids. Gene Ontology annotation, molecular function: RNA polymerase II cis-regulatory region sequence-specific DNA binding; DNA-binding transcription factor activity, RNA polymerase II-specific. The record is from RefSeq and is a predicted model, not a curated record. Gene Ontology annotation, biological process: cell differentiation; regulation of transcription by RNA polymerase II; anatomical structure morphogenesis. The transcript has a single exon.
GAUGCUCAAAAGUUGAGAAGUUUUCCCAAUGCUGCCCCAGCCAGGGAGGAAAGAGUGAGUUGUGCUGCCCGGCUCCCCGCCCCAUGCACACACUGGGACUGUCUGUACACUGAGGAGGAGCGGGAUCGGCAGUGGAGUGGAGAUCGCGGUCAGUCGCUCGGUUGGUCGGUCGGUGUGUGGCUCUAUGAGUUGAGCUGGCCGCAGUGCUGUGGGCCUGGCAGGAUCAGGAGUGGAUGUCGUUGUCAGGACUGAUCGGUGCGGAUACUGAAUGCUAGAGAUCAUCGGUUCCUGACAGCUCAGCCCGAUCAGUACUAGGGAGGGAGGCUGGCGUGCUUGGCAAACCACCAUGCAGGCUCGGUACUCGGUGUCCAGCCCCAACUCUCUGGGUGUCGUGCCAUAUCUGGGAGCGGAGCAAGGCUAUUACAGAGCAGCAGCUGCUGCCGCGGCAGCUGGAGGGGGCUACACUGGCAUGCCUGCCCCUAUGAGUAUGUACUCUCACCCGGCUCAUGAACAGUACCAGGCCGGCAUGGCCAGAGCCUAUGGGCCCUACACCCCCCAGCCUCAGCCUAAGGACAUGGUGAAACCCCCCUACAGUUACAUCGCCCUGAUCACCAUGGCCAUCCAGAAUGCCCCAGACAAGAAGAUCACUCUGAAUGGCAUCUACCAAUUCAUCAUGGAGAGGUUCCCCUUCUACAGAGACAACAAACAAGGCUGGCAGAACAGCAUCAGGCACAACCUGUCCCUUAAUGAGUGCUUUGUCAAGGUUCCCAGGGACGACAAGAAGCCUGGCAAGGGCAGUUACUGGACUUUGGACCCAGACUCCUACAACAUGUUUGAGAAUGGCAGCUUCCUGAGGAGGAGGAGAAGGUUCAAGAAAAAAGAUGUGAGCAAAGAUGGGGCCAAAGAUGAGAAGGAGCGGCUCAUGAAGGAGCACCACAACACCCAGGCACCUUCUGGCCAAGGGGAGCAAGAUGGCAACAAGCAGCCAAUCAGGAUCCAGGAUAUAAAGACCGAGAAUGGGACUGCUUCUCCUCCCCAGGCCAUGUCACCUGCCCUGAGUGCUGUGCCCAAGAUAGAGAGCCCUGACAGUAGCAGUAUGUCCAGUGGUAGCCCGCACAGCAUCCCGUCCAACAGGUCCAUGAGUCUGGAAGAGUCUCACCACCCUCACCAACAGCACCACAGCCAGGGCUUCAGUGUGGACAACAUCAUGACCUCCCUUAGAGGAUCUCCCCAGGGUUCUGGAGAACUUGCCCCUACCAGUCUGAUCGCCCCUUCCAGGACAGGGAUGGCCCCUUCACUCUCACUAAGCUAUUCCCCAGGCCAGGGCUCUAUCUACAGCUCACCUUGUAGCCAGAGCACCAGUGCUGGAGGCUCUACAGGGACCUAUCACUGUAACAUGCAAGCCAUGAGUCUAUAUUCUGGGGACAGGUCUGGUCACUUGACCCCCACCAAUACCCCGGUAGCCACUACAGUAGAAGAGACAUUACCUGAUUAUUCCAUCACCACCACCACCACCCCUGCUCUCAGCCAUGGCAGCCUAAACUCUGGACAAGACCAUCCACACCAAGGCAGGCUCCCCUCAUGGUACUUGAAUCAGUCGGGGGAUCUGGGCCACCUAACUGGGGCCACCUACCCAGGACAGCAGCAGAACUUCCACUCUGUGCGAGAGAUGUUCGAAUCACAGAGAAUUGGUUUAAACAGCUCCCCAGUGAACGGUAAUAGCAGCUGUCAGAUGUCCUUUCCUUCCAGCCAGUCCCUGUACCGCACAUCAGGGGCCUUUGUGUAUGACUGCAGCAAGUUCUGACCCCAACCUAGCCCCAACCUUCCACCCAUUGCUCAUUAGAGAGUAAAAAAAAAGAUCUCCACAAUUUCCAUCCAAAAAAAAAAAAAAAUCAAACCUAGCUUUGUACAAAGACUCAGAAUGUUCAGGGUUCAGUGUUACCAUUUUUUAUACAAACGACACGUAAGUUCCCCAUUGUUCUGAGAGAUCCCAUUUUGUAAGUUAUCCUAUUUUCAUAUGUUAAAAGAGUAUAUAUAUAUAUAUAUAUAUAUAUAUAUAUAUAUAUAUAUAUAUAUAUAUAUAUAUAUAUAUAUAUAUAUAUAUAUAUAUAUAUAUAUAUGGCCAGCUUUUUAUGAACUUGUUCUAAGGUGUAAAUUGCAAUAUAGUAAUUUAUUUUAAAAAAAAAGUGUACAUGGAGAAUGAGGACCAAAUCAGGCAGUGUUGUCUAACAGCUUUGUUUGAACACUUGUGUUUUCAUUACAAAAAAAAAGGGAAAUGUACCCCCAUUUAUUUUAUCGGUUUGUUUUAUUUUAUUUUUUCUGUUGAAAAUAUUUUGAAGGCAUAGUAGUAUUGUUUGUUUCCUAAUAAAUGACCAAUCGGAUUGAACGAUAA